AUGUAUGACACUAGACAGACGUACUUUGAUAAAGAUUCAUCCCUUCAUAAUAUCAGCAAUCUUAGUGAUAAAAAGGAUUAUCAUUUUUAUCAAAGAGAUCUUUUAGCAGAGUUAAAUCAUAGUUAAUAAAGAUUAACUGUUUAAGAAUUGGAAAAUAAAGUUGUGAUGUUAGCUACUGAAAAUGAACGGUUAUUGUCAUAAUUAAAUGAUAAAAAUAGAGAAAUUGAAUUGUUACAAGAAGAAUAAAGGAUGCUUUAGAAUGCUUAUUAAUCAUAAAAAGAUGAGAGAUAUAGAGCAAUUGAAAAUAGAACUACAAAAAUGAUAUAUGAAAAUGAGAAAGUAGUUUUAAUGAAUUAGAGUUUACAAAUCUAAUUAGAAGAACUGUCUUAUCAGUAUGAAUCAUUGCAAAAAAAGUUUUAAGUAGAAACUGAAAUUAUUGAAUAAAAAUGGAAAGCCCAUUAUGGAGAAUUGUUUGAAUAGUAAAACAAGAAUCUAACAGCAAAUAUUGAGAAGCUUCUGACUGAAUUAAAAUAGAAUUCUGAUCUUAUUUCAUCAUACGAAGAUAAAUUGAAGAGUUGCUCCAAGGAAUUAUAAAUGGCAAAGGAAUAACUUGAUUAUAAAGAUAAAAAAGGGAAUGAGUUACUUAAUAAUAAUCAACAAAUCAGUAAUAUUAUUGAAUAGUAAGAUGCGGUUAUAAAAAAGAAUACUGAAAAGAUUCAAUAAUUACAAAUGUAAUUAGAACAAUAAGUCAAUGAAAAUAGAUAAUCAAAACAGAAAUUGAUCCAUUAAGAAAAAGAUAUAGAGAGUAGAAGGAUUAAGUAUGAAGAACUGAUAAUUUAAUUUGAAGAAUUAAAAUUAUUGGAAAAAGAAGAAAGAUUAUAAUUAGAAAAAAAUGAUUAAGAAUUCCAACAAUAUAAGCAUGAAAUAAAUUAGAUGAAAUCCAACUUAAAUGAGUUGAAUAGAAAUCAUAAAUUAUAACAAUAAGAAAAUCAACAUAAUUAUAAUAAAGAAAUCAAUCAUCUUAAAAAGUAAAUGUAGUAAGUGAUUAUGGAAAAUGAGGAUUUAUAAAAGCUACUUACUUAAACUAGAUAAAAUUUAAAUCAUGAAAUUACUAAAACCAAUAACCUAGAAAAGUAAAUAGCAGACAAUGCACAAGAAAUCUAAACUAAGGAAUAGCAAUUACUAAUGUAAUAUAAAGAAUUGGAAGCCUAAAAAUUAAAAUUCGAUAAACUAUUCCAAGAAAAUACAUCCUACUUAAAAUAAUAAUAAAACCAAUUUGAUAUCAAAUUGCUAUAAAAUUAACAAUAAAAUAAAUUAUAAACAGAACAAAUUGUAUAGUAAAAGAAUAAAGAAAUAAAUAAUCUCAAUGAAAAAGUCAAUGUCUUAUUACAGAAAAUAGAUGAAUAGACGUCCUACAUCUAAUAAUUAGCCUACCAAAGUAAUAUUAAAGGGGAGGAAAUUGAAGAAACUAGACCAUAAAUACAAAGUCUAAGAAAUGAAUUACACAGGCUUUAAUAACUUACAGUAGAAUAGAGUAAUGAGAUAGACAAUUGGAAACUGAAGACGAUACGCAUGGAGGAAAAUUAUGAAAUGUAGAAUAAAGAUCAACUUGAGAAGUUGUAAAGAUUUCAAGAUGAAAUACAAUAACUAUAAACUAAAUUACAUAAAACAUAAGAAGAAAAUAUUAAAGUAAACAAUAAUUUAUAGGAAACUUUAUCUAAUUUAAAUCAAAUACAAUAAUUAUUAUCAGAGACUCAUUAAUAAUUGAAAUUUGCAGAAAAUAAAAUAGAAAUUUAAUCUCAAGAAUUGGUUGAAACUAUUCAACUUAGGGAAUAAUUAAAUUUACUUAAAGAAAAACAUCAAAAAGAGAUUGAAGCCUUAAAAAAGGCAGUAGAUUCAAGUUUGAAAGUUAAAAUUGAAAAGGAGAUUGCUUAGGAAAGAGAAAAACUUGAAAACUAUUCUUAAUAGAUAACAUUAGAAAAAAGAGGCUUAGAAAAUGUUAUUUAGAAUUUAAAUACCGAAAAUCAGUUGUUGAAAACUGAAAUAAUGCAAUAAUAAGAAUAUUUUAAACUACAAGUUUAAGAUCUUAUUGUAGAUUAGUAAAAGCAUUUGAUAAAUAUCGAUCAUGUUUAUAAAUUAGAAUUAAAAGGUUUAUCUGAAGCCUAGUAAAUUUAGUAUAAUUAGUUUGUUGUCUAAUUGCAUUCAUAAAUUGCAACAUUAAUAGAAGAGAAUAAAAAUUUAAAGGAAUAAUCUUAAUCAUGGUAAUAAUAGCUCAAAAAAUCUGAAAAGUAAAGUUCUAAACUAAUUACCGAGAUGGAGUGCCGUGUAUAAUCUUUAAAAAAAGAUAACAGUAGACUAAUAGAUGAGAAAUGUUAUGAAAAAUCCAAGAACACAUUUCUCGAGACUUAAAUAAAGCGUUCCACUCCUGUUCGAGAAGUUCGGUCAUCUUCAACUUAUGUUGUUGGAACUCCAAAAAGGAAUAGGUACGGUCGAUAGUCAGUUCUAAGGGAAAUAGAUUUAAUUAAUCAUUACUAUUGA
Molecule: messenger RNA, 2538 nt
Organism: Paramecium tetraurelia
Lineage: Eukaryota; Ciliophora; Oligohymenophorea; Peniculida; Parameciidae
Exons: 4
Source: RefSeq, a predicted model, not a curated record